AUGACGUCAGUAGCUCGUACCCGCAUCCGACCACAACCAGCCCACUUCCACUUCCUCAACGUGCUUUACCGCCCGGUUCUCACCGCCCCUUGGACGCACUGGCAGCCCGGCAGCAGAGUUAUGAGAAACAUCCCAUGGCUCACUCGAUAUUAUAGCCCGCCCAGCCUCGCUGCUGGCCGGCUCCGCCCCCAUAGCACGCCCGCUUGUAGGCUCCGUCAUGGCCGAACCUUGACUUCUUCGCCCUUCCUCCAUCGCAGCAGCGACCCCCGCGUUCGAAAUCUAGGCCGUGAAAUCAGCGACGAGUAUGCGUCGGUACGAGACGUCUACUUGACGCCGAAGCACCCCAUCGUCCUCGCUCACGGCCUCCUCGGGUUCGCCGAACUCUCCAUCUCCUCCCUCGUGCCCCCUCUUCGAUACUGGCAUGGCAUCGAACAGGCCCUCGCAACGCAGGGUUGUCCCCUCAUCAUCACCGCCUCCGUGCCCCCUUCGCACGGCAUCGAAGAACGGGCGGCGAAGCUCGCUGCCGACAUCUCCGCAUCCAUUGCCAGUUCCAAGUUCUCCGGCGACCCGGUGCCUGUCAACAUCAUCGCCCACAGCAUGGGCGGUCUCGACGCCCGCUACAUGAUCUCCCGCCUACAGCGGGCGAACAGCAACUUCCGGGUCGCGGCUCUCGUCACGGUGGGCACGCCCCAUCGCGGCAGUCCCUUUGCCGACUACGUGCUGCAUGAAAGCGCCGGUCCACUCUACCUCCCCAGGCUGUACUCCUUGCUCGAGAGGGCCGGGCUCGGAACCAGGGCGUUCGCUCAGCUGACGACGCGGUACCUCGCCACCGAGUUCAACCCUCGAACGCGAGACGACCCAGCCGUGCGGUACUUUUCGUACGGCGCGGUGGUGGAGGAUCUGCCCUUGUUCAGCCCCUUUCGACUGCCACAAAAGAUCAUUGCCCAAGCGGAGGGUCCCAACGACGGGCUGGUCGGCGUCGACAGCAGCCGCUGGGGCCAGUACGAGGGGACCCUACUCGGCGUGAGCCACCUGGACCUGAUCAACUGGUCCAACAGGGCACGGUGGACGGUUCGCGAGUGGAUGGGCGUCAAGAGGAACUUCAACGCCGUGGCCUUUUACCUCGGCAUCGCCGACAUGCUGGCAAGGGAGGGGUUGUAG
This is a messenger RNA of Drechmeria coniospora, 1161 nucleotides long. Its product is annotated as triacylglycerol lipase. The coding region runs from base 1 to 1161 and encodes 386 amino acids. The record is from RefSeq and is a predicted model, not a curated record. Lineage: Eukaryota; Fungi; Ascomycota; Sordariomycetes; Hypocreales; Ophiocordycipitaceae. The transcript has 3 exons. Gene Ontology annotation, molecular function: triacylglycerol lipase activity.